Aspergillus heteromorphus CBS 117.55 is the source of this 2211-nucleotide messenger RNA. RefSeq names its product putative peptidyl-prolyl cis-trans isomerase (gene cwc27). NCBI's taxonomy places the organism in Eukaryota, Fungi, Ascomycota, Eurotiomycetes, Eurotiales, Aspergillaceae. Gene Ontology annotation, molecular function: peptidyl-prolyl cis-trans isomerase activity. The transcript has a single exon. The record is from RefSeq and is a predicted model, not a curated record. The coding region runs from base 224 to 1966 and encodes 580 amino acids. Gene Ontology annotation, cellular component: catalytic step 2 spliceosome. Gene Ontology annotation, biological process: protein folding; protein peptidyl-prolyl isomerization.
CCACACCACACCACACCACACCACCCUCGACCCUUGACCCAACGCGGGUUUCGUCGUUUCUCAAUUCAUACCCGUCCGAUCAGCCUCUCAUUCGAUCCACGACCACAGCUGCAAUAACCCGCGGAUCGCGUCCCACCACCACCACCACCACCACCUCACCCUCACCCUCACCCUCCACCCUCAUCCCACCACCACCACCACCCUCACCCGCAAACCCCUCAAAAUGUCCUCCCACUACAACACCGAACCCGCCGCGACGGCCUCCGCAACCAUCCACACGACCCUCGGACCAAUCCACAUCUCGCUCUUCGCGACCCAAACGCCGCUCACAUGCCGCAACUUCCUCCAACACAUCCAAGACUCCUACUACACGGGGACGAUCUUCCACCGACUGGUGCCCAAUUUCAUCCUCCAAGGCGGUGACCCCACGGGCACGGGGUCAGGGGGCACCUCGAUCUACGAAACGCCCGAGUUCGAAUACGACGCGCAGGCGCGCGACCCGAGCGAGAAAGUGGUGCUGCGGGACGAGCUGCACAGCCGGCUGAAGUUCAAUCGGCGCGGGCUGGUGGGCAUGGCCAAGGCGGAGGACGGGUCGUAUGGCAGCCAGUUCUUCAUCACGCUGGGCGAUGUCAGCCGCGAGCUGAAUGGGCAGUGUACGAUGUUCGGGAGGGUCGAGGGGGAUAGUAUCUAUACGGUGUUGCGGAUUGCGGAGGGGGAGGUUGUGGAGGGCACGGAGAGGUUGGUCUAUCCGGUUAGUGUGACGGGGUGUGAGGUGGGGGAGUUGGGGCCGUUGGAAGGGAGAGUUGUGAAGAGGGCUGUUACGGCGACUGUCGCUGGGGCUGGGGCUGGGGAGAAGAGAGGGGAGAAGGAUAAGGCGAAAGAGAAGGCGAGGAAGAAGAAGAAUGCGAAGGGGGCGAAGACCUUGUUGAGUUUCGGGGAGGAUGGCGAGGAGGAGGAGGAGGGUGAGGAGAUGCCCGUCAGGGCUGCGAAGCCGAAGUAUAAUGCUGCGUUGGUGACGGAUGCGGGCGCGACUUCAAAGGCGAAGGCUGAGGCUGAGAUGCAUGGUGAAGCGAAAGCAGAAGCCAAAUCAAAGCCCAUCUCCAAACGCCCGCGCUCGCCCUCCCCCGUUCCUCCUCCGCGCAAAGACAGCAUCCAGAGCCAUCCCGACCCCGAUCCCGCAACGCAACUCCCCCUCCCGGACCCCGAAUCGCCCUCUCGCUCUCCUCCCCAGCAGACGCGCCUCUCGCGCACCAACGCCGAAAUCGAAUCCAUCAAGGCCUCCAUGCGCCGCACCGUGACCACCGACCACCACGAUAACCACAAGAAAUCCGCCCUCGAGUCCAUGAUCCCCAGCACCGCGAUCCGUGGCCGCAGACGGCCCGCCCCGGGCAGCAGCACAAAGAACGGCACGACGGGCUUCUCCAGCAGCGGGAGUAGCAGCGAAACAGCCGCGCUGAAGUUGUUCAAUGCGUUUAAAGCAAAACUUGAGAAUGCGGAUUCUCAGGCCCCGUCCACCACAACCCCCUCCACAAACACACACGCAAACACAAUCCACAAGCACGCAGACAAAGACAAAGCCAACGAGGACGAAGACGAAGAAUCCCACCUCUGCGACCUCCACUUCAUCGCAAACUGCCAAUCGUGCCAAUCGUGGGACGACACGGAUCCCACAGGAACAGACACAGCAGCAGGCACAGGCACAGGCACAGGCGCAGACGAAACAGACCACGGGUGGCUGACCCACCAGCUCCGCUUCGGGAAGGAUACACUCGGAAAAGAUCUGAAUUGGAAGAAGGAGAACCCGGACGAUGUCGAUAGUUUGAUGGUGAUUGAUCCGCGCGAGAAGGAGAGGGAGAUUACGGGCGGUGGGUCUGGGUCUGGGUCUGGGAAGAGGAGGGGGUUGGAGAGGGAGAGGGAACGCGAGAGGAAGAGAGGGAGGGUGGGCGAUUUGGAGUGGAGGAAGUGAGUAUCGAGGAUCAGCAUCAGCAUCAGCAUCAGCAUCAGCAUCAGGGAUCAAGAUCAAGAUCAGGAUUCGGAAAUCUGGGCGGUUCUGGUGAAAUGUUUGGUGGGUGGUGUGCUGGUUGGGAUGGGGAGGGAUUGUAUGUUAUAUGUUGUAUGGUUGAGAGGACAGAGGGACAGAGGGACAGAGGGAGAGAGGGAUGUAUAUAGAAUCUACCAUACCAUAUCAUAGCUUCAGAAAGGAAGGAGUAC